AUGAGGUCAAUCAGUGUGGGUUUUGCUACCAGGCAGGUGGCCAAUAUGACCAAGCCUACCACAAUCAUCGAAAUAAAUGGGGACACGAUCACCAUAAAAACAAAAAGCACCUUUAAGAACUUGGAGAUCAGCUUCAAGCUGGGGGUGGAGUUUGACAAGACAACGGCAGAUGACAGGAAGGUCAAGUCCACCGUGACGAUGGAUGGAGACAAACUUGUCCACGUGUGGAAAUGGGACGGGCAAGAAUCAAAACUUGUGCGGGAGCUCAUUAAUGAAAACUCCUCCUGA
Messenger RNA from Eptesicus fuscus (big brown bat), 288 nucleotides. Its product is annotated as fatty acid-binding protein, heart-like. Bases 1 to 288 code for a protein of 95 amino acids. The transcript has a single exon. NCBI's taxonomy places the organism in Eukaryota, Metazoa, Chordata, Mammalia, Chiroptera, Vespertilionidae. Gene Ontology annotation, molecular function: fatty acid binding. The record is from RefSeq and is a predicted model, not a curated record. Gene Ontology annotation, biological process: fatty acid transport. Gene Ontology annotation, cellular component: nucleus; cytosol.